AUGAGUCGUUUGAACGUGGACACCACAGUGGGAGGAAAUCACCAGAGGUAUUCGUUUAUGGAAACACCACUCGAAAUGCAUCCAUCCUCCCACCAACGGGAUCUAUCAUCGCCUCCCCCAGCGGAACCGAGUGCGCCCCCGCAGCAUCCCGCAGUGGAAGAGCCCCCGAAAGAGCGACAGCGAGCAUGGUCAUAUGCACCGAGUGAGAAAGAGCAACAAUUUCAGAAUCAGGGAAUAAUCCCGGACUAUGCCAACUGUCCGCCCAUAGAGCAGCACCCAGCGAAUUAUGCGCCUUUGGUUCGCAACCAGCAGCAGCAGCAACAACAACAACAGCAGCAGCAGCAGCAGCAGCAGCUACAACUACAGCAACAACAUAACACUUCAGUGUCUCCUCAAACGUACGCAAUCACACCCGAGCACCAGCAGCAUGCCGCUCAAGUUUACGCCCAAUCCUAUACCAGCCAGUCAUAUACAAACAUAGCCGAACAACAAAGUCGCACGAUGUCCCCUCAGGCAUACGCGACCCAGUCGUAUACAAAUAUACCAGAGCAACAGCAGUACCAAUGGCACCCGCAGAUUGGCAUGAGCGUAUCUCCUCAGUAUGCGAACGUACCCGAACAACAACAGCACAACUUCCCGAUGUCUCCCCACUCAUAUGCGAGUCAUCCGUAUGCGACGCAGUCAUACACCCACAUCCAGGAACAACAGCUCGGCAUCGAAAUACCCACCCAGCAAUAUGCCUCGUAUACCGAACCUCCCAGCUCGCCACCCCCGAACUCACCAGGGCCACUACCCCUGAAGGUAAACCCCGAAGCUCUCUCACGAAGCGAAACCAUGCCCAUUGUUCCGGACGAAAACCCCCUGCAGUCACCUAAGUCGCCGUAUUUCCCUCCACCCACCAGAGCGACAACAUUGCAUGCACCCCAACCAGAUGACUUGAGCGCAUACCACCAGCCUGGUCAAACCACCCAUCCAAAUCAGGAGAUGAGGGGAGGAGGAUGGAGCAACGGACUAUGCGAAUUUUCGAAUUUCGGAAUCUGCUGUCUGGGACUGUUUUGUCCGUGCAUUUUGUAUGGGAGAACACAGCACCGACUCUCGAUGAAAUCGAGAAAGGAGGAUCCGACCAACAUGCUCGGCUAUGAGACAUGUAACGGGUCAUGCACGGGGAUGGGACUGCUAUGUGGAUGUCAAUGGUUACUGGCCACGGUCCAACACACCAGAACGAGAAAGGCGUAUGGAAUCCAGGGUAGUAUUGCGUCGGACUGUGUGCGGGCAACCUGCUGUACAUGCUGCACAUUGAUUCAGGAUGAGAAGGAGAUCCAGAAGCGUGAGGAGUACCGCUCUCGCGCGGCCAGGGAACGGGGGGCGACGCUGCUCUCGCCGUAUACUACUCCCGGGCCGAUGUCUUAUGGUCCGCCACCGAGAUGA
This is a messenger RNA of Penicillium samsonianum, 1428 nucleotides long. Its product is annotated as DUF614 domain protein. The transcript is spliced from 2 exons. The coding region runs from base 1 to 1428 and encodes 475 amino acids. The record is from RefSeq and is a predicted model, not a curated record. NCBI's taxonomy places the organism in Eukaryota, Fungi, Ascomycota, Eurotiomycetes, Eurotiales, Aspergillaceae.